This is a messenger RNA of Pristis pectinata (smalltooth sawfish), 511 nucleotides long. RefSeq names its product superoxide dismutase [Cu-Zn]-like. Gene Ontology annotation, biological process: removal of superoxide radicals. Lineage: Eukaryota; Metazoa; Chordata; Chondrichthyes; Rhinopristiformes; Pristidae. The record is from RefSeq and is a predicted model, not a curated record. Bases 12 to 392 code for a protein of 126 amino acids. The transcript has 5 exons. Gene Ontology annotation, molecular function: copper ion binding; superoxide dismutase activity.
CUGGUUAAACCAUGAUAGCGACCGGCACUUGUUUCAUGAGGGGCGAAGAAGCAGAACAGGAAAGUUCUGUCCAAGGGAUCGUCACUUUCGAAUGGGAUGAAACUGAAGAAGUGCUCAUAAAAGGGACCAUUGAGGGACUGAAACCAGGAAAGCAUGGUCUUUAUAUUUCAGCAUUGGGAAAUGUUUCUACUGGCUACACUAGUUCAGGAGUGCAUUAUAAUCCCUGUGAGAAAAAACACGGUGGACCACAAGAUGAUGAGAGGCAUGUUGGUGACCUGGGUAACAUUGAAGCUAAUGAUGAUGGAGUUGCGAAGUUUGAAAUGCAUGAUCGACUCCUUCGUUUGGCAGGAAAUUAUUCAGUAAUUGGACGCACUUUGGUGAGGAGAAUAUAGGACAAAGGUGUGAAGUCUGUGUCUCAGAGGACCUAUCUACUAAGUCUUCCAGGAUCCAACCAUUAGAUCAUCCCUUAAUGGUCAAGUAGAUACCAAGCUCGUGACUACUAAGAUCUGCC